AUGGCGCCACAACCAAACGCUUCUAAUAAUCCUUUGGCAGUAUUGGACAUACAUCAUUCUCAGCUUUGGAGAGUCUCCGGAAAAGCGGAAAACAGCAAGAGCGCCGCAAUUAAGCAAUUUGUUGACGCACAAAGAGAAGCCUUCUCAGAUUUCCACAAGGUGCUGGCUGAAACAUAUUGCUAUGUUUACGAACUUGUCAAGGAGGUCAAGGACCUUGAAGACCCGACAGUUUUGAAGGAAGUUGAAAAAGAGAAUCCUACGUGGAUCAAGUCUCCCUCUUCUAUGUACAGCGCGGUUGAGCAAACGAUGAAAUCACUCAAAAAGACGAAGCAGAGAUGGAGGGCACCAAGGGGAGCUGAUUUCAUAAGGGUAUUCAUGGAGGAGCCCAGUCUGGCAUAUGAUCCUCUUAAAUUCAUCUCAGUCCUAUCGAAAAAUAUCGACAUCUACAAUGCCAUCCGCCUUCUUAACGCAUGCAUCAUCAAGAGGACAGAGGAAGCUAAGCAGCAAACCAGCAAAAAAAUCAAAAUCACACGGGGCCAUUGGAAAGCUGCGGCGGAUUUGGUCAAGUCGCAUCUCAAAUCAAGCGUUGUGCUAGAUCUUGCCAGAGGCGAGACUCAUGUUAUGGAUAUGAUUGGGGUCAAACCAGAGCCAUACGGUGUGCUGUUACCCGGGGAAGGACCAAAAAAAGUAUUCGAUCUAUUCUUUGAAUCCACUUCUGAUAAAGACGAACCUAAGAAUCCUGACGAGGAGAAUGGGAAUGGUCCUGUUGAGGAGGAGCCUAGAGCGGACGAUGAUGAAGAGAAGUUGGCUACUACGCUCAGAGACGUGAUUAAUCGCCUGGACGCGGAGAAGAGAGCUAUGAUUAGGAAGGAAGAUACAUCGGGCAAGGAGCAUCAAGCGACACACAUACCAUAA
Molecule: messenger RNA, 915 nt
Organism: Glarea lozoyensis ATCC 20868
Lineage: Eukaryota; Fungi; Ascomycota; Leotiomycetes; Helotiales; Helotiaceae
Exons: 3
Coding region: 1-915 (304 amino acids)
Source: RefSeq, a predicted model, not a curated record